UCUCUUUAAGUUACUAGUAAUCGAAGCAUUGUUUCAUUAAUUUGUUGGGUUGUUUAAGAUGUGUACUUUGAACUCCCCUUGUCACAUGUUUUGCUUUACUGAGCAAUCCCAUUUACUUAUUUUUGGCUAGUGAUUAUAUGUUCUUCUCUAAAAUUUUACUUCUAUAUAUCCUGCUGGUAGUUCUAUGUUUUGAUCUUAAUAAGUUGGUUUCUUAAUUUGGACUAUAUAAGUUUUCUUUUCUUUUAUUUGUUAUUUUGAUUAUUAUUUACUUUCGUUCUCGAUCAAUCUCAUCUGUCACAUUUCUGUUUCAAAAGCAUGGAGUGAUUAAAAAUUGCAUCUUCAAGCAAGGUUUCAUGGUUACUACCAUUUUACUGCAUUUUUUUUCCCUUUUUUCUGCAGAAUAUGUAGUUAAGCAUACCGAAAAGUGCUUCGAAUCGAGCUCAUAUGCAAGAACUGAUCAUGGUUUCCUUUUUUAUACUCCUCAGAUCAUCAGCUGGUCUGUUGAAAACCUAAUUAAUUGAUUCUCAUUCAUGGACUUUUUUCCUUUUUCCUGCUAGAUUUUUGUUAUUGUUUUUUUUUUUUUGUGUUAUUCUUAUUUCAGAAAAUCUUUUUUUAAAAAAAAGCAGAAGAAGAAAGGAAUUGCAGUAUUUUUCUUGAUUGUCACAUAGAUGCUGUGAGCAUACUUGAAUUGAAAAGAAUCAGUAUCAAUCUAAACAGAGAUUGCGGAAACAAAGCGAAAACAAUAAUCAAAUUAAGUUUCUGAUGUUAUACCAAAACGAAUUGACAGGUUUCAGAGUGUCAGCAAAUGCAGGACCACAUUGAGGUGCUUGCACAUGGAAAAAGAAGCUCUUUUCACAUUUGAAUGAUAAAAUUCUUUAGACAAAACCAAAUAAAUGUUGAUUCUCAAAUGUGAGGACUAAAAGAGAAUUUUAAUCAGGUCUCCAAAAGAAAUUUCAAGUAAAACUAAGGAAAGAAGAAGAACCCAUUUCGGAAACAAUUCCGACCAUUUGUUCUUCGUAUUUUUCAGUAAAAUGUCUUGCUCUGUUCAUUAUCUUCCUGUUGUUAUGCUUCUCUUCUUUCCUUUGAAAAGGAGGAAACAUUUGUUUCUGUUUCCCAUGCAUGUCUCACAUUUUAGAACUCAGAAGAAUUCUCAUCAAUGGGAGCUAGUUUUAGUUGCACUCAAAGAUGAAUUCGGACCGUUUGAUUUGAGUUUUUUUCGACGUAAGGUUAUUUGAGAAUCGAGAGACUCAUAUACUUCUCUCACCGAUGAUUUCUCGAUUCCCCGAGUAACAUGUAGUUUCUCUAUUCUGAAAAAAAAACCUAUCUCGUUCGGUUUCAAUAUAAUUGCAGAGCGGAGUGCUUUCUCCCACCAAGUUACGAAUGAAACUUCUCGGAGCUCACAACCGCAUAAGAAAGGCGGGGAGCAAUUCAUCGCGGACGUCCCCUUCGAAGAAUGCGGACACAGAAUAUGCACAGAAUGGCUUAUUAAUGAACGACACCGAUGAAGAAGAUAGCUCUAAAGGCUGCAAAGAUUCGUCGGCACUUGAUGAUGCAGCGAAUUUCGAAGCCCCGAGAACGGAUUUGCCCCAAGAUUACUCAAAGGAUUCGACUACGAUGGAUCAUCACGGUGAAGUUCAGACCAUCUCUAGGAUUGUUUCUCAUCAAUUUCAGCCCAACAGCUCGAGCGCGAUACACCCUAUAAGAAAUUUAGAAGAAGAUGGCAGCAAUGCCAAUGCCUCUAACUUCGAGUUUCAUCAAGUGGAGAGAACACCACAGCAUUUACUGGCUGGCGGCCCGUUCUCUAGAUCGGCUUCAUCAAAGUGGAAUGAUGCGGAAAAAUGGAUCGUAAGUCGGCAAAAGAUGCAUGUCUCAAAGAACAAUGUUGUACAGAUUCCAGAAAACUAUCAGAUAAGUUCAACUGCAAUUAGACUUGCACCCGAAUCUAAGGUUUCAGAUCGCAUGAAUUGUGUGAUUCAAGCAGUAGAUACUAAAAGGAUCGGCGAUUCAUAUUCUGCAUCCCAAAAUGUGUUAGAGAAGUUCUCUUUUGUCACCCAUCAAUCAAAUUACAAUUCGAGUGGACAAACGAGUUUUUCGCCCGGUAAUGGUUCAGGUGGCAUGUUAAGAAAUCAGAUCGAAGUCAAUCAGAAGGCUUCAUCCGCCGCGAGAAGAACACAUGACGAACCAACAGUAGCUCGCAAUGUGCAAUCGGCGUCCACUAGAGAUGUGGGUACUGAAAUGACUCCCAUUGCAAGCCACGAGCCAUCAAGAACCACGACUCCUCUCGGAUCAAUGACGCCCGUUCGUAGCCCUAAAUCCUCAACUCCAUCUACACCAGAAAGAGGAGCUUCGGCUAAUGCAGAAAACUUUAGAGGAAAAAAUAGCAAAAAUGAGAUGUCAGAGAGAGAAUUGAGGCUCAAGACAAGGAAAGAGAUUGCGGCUCUUGGCAUACAAUUGGGAAAGAUGAAUAUUGCCUCUUGGGCUAGUAAAGAAGAGCUCGAAUCGUCUUCUCAGAUAGCUGAAACUAUUGAUUCAGAUCAUCUUACGAGAGAGUUCGAAGCUCGAGCAGAAGCAUGGGAGGAAGCUGAAAAUUCUAAACAUACUGCGAGAUAUAAACGAGAAGAGGUCAAAAUUCAGGCAUGGGAGACUCAACAGAGAGCGAAAUAUGAAGCUGAAAUGAGAAAAGCGGAGGAUCAAGCAGAAAGAAUGAGAGCAAUAGCAGCUGAGAAGAUGGCAGAAAACCUCGAAAUAAUGAAGCGGCGGGUCGAAGAGAAACAUGCAGAAGCAGAAGCCAGAAUGAACCAACAGGCCGCAAAAGCAGCUCACAGAGUGAAUCAGAUUCGACGAACCGGACGAAUCCCUUCAUCAUAUAAACUGUGUUGCAGUGGGCGCUUUUAGUUUAUUUUUUCAACUUUAGAUUGGUAGAGAAGAUGUACGAGUAGUUGUUACGUGAGAAUUGAAUAUUUACAUUCUUAUUGAGCCCAAAUCUAUGCUAGAAAUUGUAAUUGUUUGAUUAUAUUGUGAUAAUUUCUUUUGAUGUCUCCAGUAGUGCAAAUUAGAGAAAAAGUUGGAGCUUUAA
Molecule: messenger RNA, 3076 nt
Organism: Ananas comosus (pineapple)
Lineage: Eukaryota; Viridiplantae; Streptophyta; Magnoliopsida; Poales; Bromeliaceae
Exons: 5
Coding region: 1381-2895 (504 amino acids)
Source: RefSeq, a predicted model, not a curated record